CACAGGGCUGAGAGACAGAGGAGAGAGACGGAUAUGGAUCCGUAGCCCUCGCUGUUAUCCGUCUGUCUCUCGUUUCCCGGAUCUCUUGUUCUCUCGGAGCGCGCUCAUCGGGUCGUGCGCGUUUCAUCUGAAUAGGAGUUUAAACGCACGGCGGCGGGAAACAAUAGCGAGUUCGGUCCGGCGCAAGGGAGCAAGCUGGAGGCGCGGCGGGGAUGCACGGGCACAAUAGGAGCGACCAAACUCUUCUGCAUGUGGAAGACAGUGUUGUAAUAACAUUUUCCUUUCAGACAGAUAAGCCUCGCAGCGGGAAGCCUGAAACUGAAGCAGUUUUUUUGUCAAGCACGUUUUAGCGUGUACGCGGUGACAGGUUUCGCACUGGACGGGAUCUACUAGGCUUUUCUGGAUGUUGUGAACGCGCAUGUAGUCAGACACUAACCACACAGAGAAAACUAAAGGAGAAUUUACUUGACUUGUCAGGAAAACACAAUACAUGACUUGAAGAUUAUUUUGCGCUAUUAUUUUUUAUUAUUAUGUACUCAGCUGUUUCCCACGGUGGGUGAUACAAACUCAGACGUGAAUUCAUUUGGAUUUGGUUACCAGAGAAUGUACUUGCUUGAUGGUAGGUAUCCGGAAAGGAUGGAGCGGGGUACGCCACAAAGGAAAACUGUUUACCGGAUCUCUUUGACAUUAGUGAAGAAGGAGAAUCUGCAGGACGGUGGAGUAUCGGCGCACCGGCGCCUCGAGAAUCCGAAAGUGAGCGCGUACCGGCGGGAGGGAUCCUGUGAGGUUCAGCGGACCUACCCGCUGGGGGAACUGAAGGAAGUGGAGGACGAAACGGACGAAUUUAACACACACUCAUACAUGAGGAAUUUUAGGACAUUCAGCACUGGACAUCUGGAGCUGGGAAGGUUUAAAAUAUCAAAGAGGGCACAGCCUUCACAGAGAAGCAGGGAAUUAAAUGAAACAUGCAUUUUGGCAGAACAAGUUCAGAAGGGCGGUGAAAAUGGGGCACCGAUGCACAAAAAUAAUGUGCAUGCACAGAAAAUAGCUGAAAAUGAUGUUAAACGUACAGAAAUCACAACUGCUGCUAAUGGGGAAAACAUACAUAUUGUGAAACAAAUUCUCAAGACCUCCAGAAGCACAGAGGAACCAGUCUGUAUAUGGUCAGAUGAGACCCAGGCCUCAGAGGAAGCCCAAGAGUUUGAGAAGUGUGUCAGGACAGCUAAAGAGAGCUGCAUUUCCUCAUUGCUGGCUAAAGGCAAUGGGAAAUCGCCCAAGCCGGCACCUCAAACCCCACCAGCAAAGAGGCAUCCAAGCCUGCUGCGCCGAAGUUUUAGCUUUCGCCACUGGACUGGUGGCGAGUUGAUUCGUAUACGGGCUCUCUCCAAGGAGAAACAUCACAGCAGCUCGGGCUGCAUUGGUAAUGAUGAAGAACAAAACCAGAACCAGACCGGCAUGGUUCUGCAAAAUCCAGCUUUUGAGUCCGAGUCUGCUGAGAAGCGCAACACCUUGGAUGUAGCUGAGGUCCUGAGCAAAACUGACUCAAUGACGGAACUGGGGCGCAAGGAUAGGGCCAAGGGCAAAAACCGCACACUGGACAACAGCGACCUGUUCAAGCUGACCGAGAAAUCUUUAGUUGAAAAAGAGGGUUUUAUCAGAGGGACAGGCCUUCGUUCUAGCGGCCAGGAACGUAAACUCAUUCGAUUUUUCAGUGGGAUUUUCUCAAAGCGAGACGGGACGUCAACACCAGUGAGCAGCCCCAGCAACCGGGCACUGCGAAAGAACGGCCUGCUCGGAUCUCAGCGGAGAUCUGAAACCGGCAUUUCACAGUCAAGCACGGAGAGCGUUAACGGAUGCCCACCAGACGAUGCAUUCGUCAACAGUCAAGAGUGGACACUCAGUCGCUCAGUACCAGAGCUCAAAGUGGGCAUUGUGGGUAACUUGGCGAGUGGGAAGUCUGCACUUGUGCACAGGUAUCUGACGGGGACGUAUGUGCAGGAAGAGAGCCCUGAAGCUGACGUGGAUGCAGGGGGACGCUUCAAAAAGGAGAUUGUAGUUGAUGGACAAAGUUACCUUCUCCUCAUCAGGGAUGAAGGGGGCCCUCCGGAGGCUCAGUUUGCGUUGUGGGUGGAUGCGGUGAUUUUCGUCUUCAGUCUGGAGGAUGAGAUCAGCUUUCAGACUGUUUAUCAUUACUAUAGCCGUAUGGCCAACUACCGCAACACAGCAGAAGUGCCCCUGGUGCUAGUGGGAACUCAGGAUGCUAUUAGUGCAGCUAACCCUCGUGUCAUCGAUGAUACACGUGCUCGCAAACUGUCCAAUGACCUCAAGAGGUGCACCUAUUAUGAGACCUGUGCCACCUACGGCCUCAACGUGGAACGCGUCUUCCAGGACGUUGCUCAGAAAAUAGUUGCAAGUCGGAAGAAACAGCAACUCUCAAUUGGACCUUGUAAGUCACUACCCAACUCGCCAAGCCACUCUUCUGUUUGUGCAGCACCUGUGUCAGCAGUGCAUAUUAGCCAGACAAGUAACGGCGGAGGAAGUCUGAGUGAUUACUCAUCCUCCGUACCCUCCACUCCCAGUACCAGUCAGAAGGAACUUCGUAUUGAUGUGCCCCAAACUGCCAACACACCAACGCCCGUCCGCAAACAGUCCAAACGACGCUCCAAUCUCUUUACGUCUCGAAAGGCAAGCGAACCAGACAGGGAGAAGAAAGGAAUGGAUGGUCGCGCAGACAGCAUUGGAAGUGGCCGCGCUAUCCCAAUUAAACAGGGCAUGUUGCUAAAAAGAAGUGGCAAGUCGCUGAACAAAGAAUGGAAGAAAAAAUAUGUCACACUUUGUGACAAUGGAGUCCUCACCUAUCAUCCCAGUUUGCAUGAUUACAUGCAGAAUGUUCAUGGAAAAGAGAUUGACCUGCUUCGGACUACAGUAAAGGUUCCAGGGAAGAGGCCCCCGAGGGCCAUAUCCACGUGUGCGGCCCCCAGUCCCAAAACUAAUGGACUGACGAAGGACAUGAGCAACAUGCAGCUUGGACAGACACCAGGCUCCGUGACCAGCAGUUCUUCAGUGUCUCAGAUGGCGAGCGGCAUCAGUCUGGUGUCAUUUAACAGUCGGCCCGAUGGGAUGCACCAGCGCUCGUAUUCAGUGUCCAGCGCUGACCAAUGGAGCGACGCCACAGUUAUCGCCAACUCUGGAAUAAGCACAGAUACUGGUCUGGGAGAUUCCGUGUGCUCCAGUCCUAGCAUAUCCAGCACCACCAGUCCAAAGAUGGACCCGCCGCCGUCGCCGCAUGCCAACAGAAAAAAGCACAGGAGGAAGAAAAGUACCAGCAACUUCAAGGUGGAUGGCUUCUCUGGCACUGCUGAAGAACAAGAGGACAACUUUGAAUUCAUCAUCGUGUCUCUGACGGGACAGACAUGGAAUUUUGAGGCGACGUCUUAUGAGGAGCGAGACGCUUGGGUGCAGGCCAUUGAAAGCCAGAUCCUUGCGAGCCUGCAGUCCUGUGAGAGCAGCAAACAGAAGUCUCGUCUGAGCAGCCAAUCGGAAGCCAUUGCACUGCAAUCAGUCAGGAACAUGAGAGGAAACACUCGUUGUGUGGACUGUGAAGCACAAAACCCUGACUGGGCCAGCCUGAACCUGGGGGCUCUGAUAUGUAUAGAAUGUUCAGGCAUUCACCGUAACCUGGGGACACAUCUGUCCCGCGUCCGCUCUUUGGACCUGGACGAGUGGCCUAUGGAGCUCAUCAAGGUCAUGUCAGCCAUUGGCAAUGAGCUGGCCAAUAGCGUAUGGGAGGCCAAUGCUCAAGGACGCCUAAAGCCCGCCCCUGAUGCCAGCAGAGAGGAGCGUGAACGCUGGAUCAGGGCCAAGUACGAGCAGAAGUUGUUUUUGGCGUCGUUGACAUGCACAGAACUGACUCUGGGACAGCAGUUACUGCGGGCCACCGCAGAGGAAGACCUCCGAUUCGUGGUCAUUCUAUUGGCCCAUGGCUCCAGAGAUGAGGUCAACGAAUCCUGCGGCGAAGGUGAUGGCCGGACAGCCCUGCACCUGGCAUGCCGCAAGGGAAAUGUGGUGAUCACACAACUACUUGUAUGGUACGGGGUGGACAUCAUGGCACGGGAUGCCCACGGCAACACAGCGCUGGCGUACGCGCGACAGGCUAACAGCCAGGAAUGCAUGGACGUCCUCCUUCAGUAUGGCUGUCCCGACGAGCGUUACCCGCUCAUGGCCACGCCCAACCUGUCCCGCAGAAACAAUAAUCGCAAUAACAGCUGCAGCAGCAUUAACAAUGUAGUUAUAUGAGACAUAGAACGCACCCACACACAUAUGCACCCGCAUUUCAGACAACACUCCUUCAACCUCACUUAACAUACGCCUUCCUAUAUACAUCAGAAUCAUAAGAAGAAUAGACCAGACUCAAGGGAAUGACUGAUGAUAAAAAAGAUGAUGAAGCAUGAGCAGAGCCACUGUGUUUGCACCCUUCUUGCCGCUUGUGAAACGGACAGCACCCUGACUUUGCAAACCCCAUUGUUUAAAAAACGUGAUGGCGAGGGCCUAGCCAGUCACGUGGGUCACACUGUUUUCAUGGACUUUAUUUGAGGCCAGUGUCCACAUUGUGGAACAAGAGUGCAUCCAUUUAAACAACUCCAGGGUUUGCUUUUUGACCAUGCCUGUUCAAAGUACGUGAUGCAUCGAUCCAAUGGGCAGGUAUAAGACAUAUGAAGACAGGGGCAGUAUGGGACACUUACUCGAACACUGGGCCUAAAAUACUACCCAGAACUUCACUAUGUAUGUGGUCACACUGAUUUUCACUUUAAAACGUUGACAUCUGUCUUUCUGUCUGACAAUUAUGCUUUCUGAUUCUAAAAUUCUCUCUCUCUCUUUCUACUUAAUCUGUCUAUUCCUUUCUCUCUCUCACACACACACACUUUUCUAAGUCAGUCAUUUAGGUCAUUAUGUUUACUUUGUUUUAUAUUUUUCUUUUUUUUAAAGAAAUGUGAAAAGCUGUUAUUUAGAAAAUACCCAGAAUCAGCAUUCAUAGUUUGAAUUUAACUUUUUCUUUUAAACAUUGCAGAGUUGAGUUUAUUUUGUUGUUCCUUGCUGGACCAACAGAAGAUUCUUAAAGUUUUUCAGAAUUAAAGGGAAUCACAAUUUCAUUUCAGAGAUUGGGGCAUUUAUUUUAUUUAUUUAGAUUUACACCCGCUUGCUGAUCCAUGAUGUGUCUAAAUCCUAAAUGUAAGGUCAUCAGGGCUGCUUCUGACAUUAUUACGUCAUCAUUUUAGGUCCAUGUAAAGUAUGCGGGCAUAGACGUGUGUUUGUGUGUGUUAUUGAAUUCAUACUGAUUUUAGAUCCAUUAAUCAGGACUGAAUCUUUUGAUCCACGCAUUUACUUUAUUAUCAAGCCAGUUUAAACCGUUAGGUUAUCAAAACCUCUCUAAGCACAGAAUAUCAUUAAUAGUGACUGAACUCCUCUUUUGUAAUGCGUGGUCGUUGCUUUCAAAGAGUGAUGUGUCUCUCUCAGGUUUCUCUACCUGUUGCUGUUCACACACUUUACACUGCACUCGAUUCUGUUUCUGAGUCCUGAUCCUCAUAUACAGUCUCAGUGAACAGAAGGGCUCUCUGGGUCUACAAUCUCUAUGUUUGUACAUACAUACUCUGCUUUUCUCAUCAGACUCAAUUUUUUCUCUGUUAAUGCAUAAUAGUAGUAUUUAAAGUUAACACUCCCAUUAACAAACCAUAAUUUUUUUACCCAGCCUCAUCUUCAAAUACAAAUUAAGGUUUGUGAUAAAGUUGCAAGUGCUCCUGUUUUAGUCAAGUUCACCCUGGUCUCUACUUCAUCCUAUGUGUCCUUAACAUUCACGUUCACUAAAUUGAACAUUUUCUUCUUAAUCCUAGUUUUCUUUGUCUUUUAUCUUUAUUGUGCGUCAAUGAUAUGUAGGAGUAUUAAAGCAAUACGAAACCAAAUUUUAGCCAGGUAGACACGCAAGUAAUAAUUUCCCGCCACGUUCGUGCACAUCACCCUGGCGGACUGAGCUGCUGUUGUUAUUGAGAGACGUAAAGCCGAUGCAAGACUCAGGGGUCUCAGGGCGUAUAUCAUUACAAAAGAACCCAUUUAGGGUGCGAUAUUGGCGUACUCCAAAAUAUUUGUUUCUCCUCCCAUUGGUUUUAGAAAUGUGAAGGUACUUGGCUUAGGGUUUGUGAUAUGUAAAGGUUUUAAAUGUGAGCCUUGAAAGUUGAGUUGGUGUUUAGGAAUGUUGUGUGUGAAGACUCUUAAAUAGGCCUAGACCUUGCUGGAAAGCGGUGAGAGUUGGAUAUAUUUACUGUAGUAAAGGACAGGUCCCAUGAUAAGAGACAGAGGUUUGGUGUAUAGUUGAUUUUCAGCUCGAAAAGUUGCAUAGUUUUUGCCUUGUAUAUAUCGUAGCCAGCCUUUAAAGGGCUUUACCACAAUAACCAUUAUUUAUGACUAAAUGCACUACAGAACACAGAUCUUGUAAAGAACCCACAAUAUAAUGCCCACUUAUUGUUUCUGUGGAAAGAGUUAAUUUUUUGUUUUGAUGUUUUUGCAUGAACGGAUGUAAAUGUUUCCUUCCUGUGUAAAUGUCUUCGUCUUCAUAAAAUGACUGCAUUCUGACAGGUGACACAUAGCGAGUCUGCCAUUUUAAUAUGAAAAGCCAAUUUUGUUUUUUUUACAGACUUGAACCUCUCCCCCUUUCUUUGUAAUAUAACACUUUAAGCAAAACUGCUCUGUUUUUGUCAUGUAGUCCACAAGCCACUCGCAUGAAGGAGCAAAAGAGACACAUCUGACUACAGUAAUGCCGUGAUGGCACCAAAGGAUCACAUCCAACAACACGUGAUUUGUGGGAUUUAUCAGGAUGUUCCAAGUUGCUUGAAUUAAUCCUUGUUUUACUCAAAUAUUCAUUCACCAGUCUUACCUUUUGCGUUUUUGUAAAUAGAUGUAAAAAAUCAAGGAACACGUAGUGAUAUGUUUGUUUUGUUUACUUUGUUUGUGUUUGUUACCUCAUUUCAUCGACAGUAUCCUUGAUGCGUUCAAGACCGAGAGCCCCGUUUAAUUAUUUAUGAAUGAAUAUGCUAAUCUGAAAGGGGAGGGGCUCUCUCACACUACUUGGGUUUUGUAUUUGUUCUUUCCUUCAGUCCAUCGGCAUCACGACUAUCUAUCAUUAUUAGAAUUAUCGGUGUUGUAUUUCUAAUUAUUAUUGUUAUUAUAUUAAGUUUGUGUCUGCUGUACAGUACUGUGUUGAAAAAUUAUACCUGAUGCAGAGUCUUAUACUGUAAUGUGUCUCUUUUCAAUAAAAAAUGCUUCUUAAUAUAA
Paramisgurnus dabryanus is the source of this 7323-nucleotide messenger RNA. RefSeq names its product ArfGAP with GTPase domain, ankyrin repeat and PH domain 1 (gene agap1). Lineage: Eukaryota; Metazoa; Chordata; Actinopteri; Cypriniformes; Cobitidae. Gene Ontology annotation, biological process: activation of GTPase activity. The record is from RefSeq and is a predicted model, not a curated record. Gene Ontology annotation, molecular function: protein binding; GTP binding; GTPase activity.